Dipodomys spectabilis (banner-tailed kangaroo rat) is the source of this 5311-nucleotide messenger RNA. It is a transcript of the gene Arhgap24, whose product is annotated as Rho GTPase activating protein 24. The transcript is spliced from 7 exons. Gene Ontology annotation, cellular component: focal adhesion. The record is from RefSeq and is a predicted model, not a curated record. NCBI's taxonomy places the organism in Eukaryota, Metazoa, Chordata, Mammalia, Rodentia, Heteromyidae. The coding region runs from base 976 to 2946 and encodes 656 amino acids. Gene Ontology annotation, biological process: activation of GTPase activity; negative regulation of Rac protein signal transduction; negative regulation of ruffle assembly. Gene Ontology annotation, molecular function: GTPase activator activity.
GGAAGGGACUCACAGUGCAGCAUGGCUUUCCCUCCUCCCCUCAUGUUGUGACUGCACCUGCUGCCUGUGACCAGUAGGCACUGAAGGCAGCCGCAGCAGCAGCAACAACCACAGCUGUGAGGCUAGCCACAGCCCUGCCAGCUCCCGCCCAGCUCUCAUUGAGAAAAGGGGCGCAGAAGCAGACAGGAGGAGGAGGAGGAGGAGGAGAAGCUCCUGCAAAACCCAGAGCCUCCUCCCAGCGCAGCCUCCGGGAGUAGGCGUUGGACUAUUCUGACGAGGUGAUUCCUUGGGGGAGUUGGAAGCCGGAAGGAAAAAGCCCGCAGAGACCAUCAAAGGCUGAGGGGCGCUGUAAAAGGAGCAGGAGAGUUCUUUUGCAAGGAAUCUAUCAUGCAUUGAAACAUUGCAGCUUUCUGGAGAAGGUGCCAUGGUUUUACUGCCCUUUUGCUCAGAUAAAAGGAGCCAUCAAGGAUUGUCCUGAAGUGUUCCAGAGGGGAUUUUGCUCAUUGUUCCUCUCCCCCCCUAUUUGCUGACUUCCCCAAAGGAAUUUCAGUCCAGCUGAGAAGAUAGUUCUUAAUAAAACAAAACCAAACUAAACAAUUCCUGCUGAUCAAAUAAGAGGUGAAGCUUGCUUGCUGCAGUACUUUUCUGUGACAUUUUGAAAUGUCUCCAAAUUCUUAAAAAAAAAAAAAAGAAAAGAAAGGAAAAAAAAAGAGAAAAAAGAACACCUAAAAAACUCCUUGGAUUAAAGAAAACUAAAGGAAGGAGAUUUCUUUUACCCCAGAAAUGACUCAGUGAGAAUUGGUAACUUACCCUUGAGCCAAGACCUGGAUCAUUAAAACCUUGGAGUUCUAGUAAUCAGCACUUCAAUCCUCACAAAUAAACAAACAUGCAAAGGAGUGUCUGUGGAGUUCUGCACAGAGGCAGGUUUUAAAGAAGCCUGAACAGGACUGACUGGGGUGAGAACUUGGGGCCUGUAUGAUGCCUGAAGAUCGAAAUUCUGGGGGACGCCCUUCAGGGGCCUUAGCAUCAACUCCUUUCAUUCCUAAAACAACAUACCGAAGAAUCAAAAGGUGUUUUAGUUUUCGGAAAGGCAUAUUUGGGCAGAAACUAGAAGACACUGUCCGUUACGAGAAGAGAUAUGGGAACCGCCUGGCCCCCAUGUUGGUGGAGCAGUGCGUGGAUUUCAUCCGGCAGAGAGGGCUAAAGGAAGAAGGUCUCUUUCGACUUCCAGGCCAGGCUAAUCUUGUCAAGGAGCUCCAGGACGCCUUUGACUGUGGAGAGAAGCCAUCAUUUGACAGCAACACUGACGUACACACUGUGGCGUCUCUUCUUAAACUCUAUCUCCGAGAACUACCAGAGCCAGUUAUUCCUUAUGCCAAGUAUGAAGACUUUCUGUCAUGUGCCAAACUGCUCAGCAAAGAAGAAGAAUUGGGUGUGAUGGAAUUAGCCAAGCAAGUGAAGAGUUUGCCAGUGGUUAAUUACAACCUCCUCAAGUAUAUUUGCAGGUUCUUGGAUGAAGUACAAUCCUAUUCAGGCAUUAACAAAAUGAGUGCACAGAACUUGGCAACUGUCUUCGGUCCUAAUAUCUUACGCCCCAAGGUGGAAGAUCCACUGACCAUCAUGGAGGGUACUGUGGUGGUGCAGCAAUUGAUGUCAGUGAUGAUUAGUAAACAUGAUUGCCUUUUUCCUAAGGAUUCAGAGCUUCAAAGCAAGCCCCAGGAUGGAAUAAGUAACAAUAAUGAAAUUCAAAAGAAAGCCACCAUGAAUCAGAUGCAGAACAAGGAGAACAACAACACUAAGGAUAGCCCAGGCAGGCAGUGCUCUUGGGACAAGUCUGAGUCUCCCCAGAGAGGCAGUGUGGAUGAAGGAUCCCCCACAGCUUUGUCAGGCAGCAAAACCAACAGCCCAAGGAGCAGCGUCCACAAGCUAGAUGUCUCCAGGAGCCCCCCUCUCAUGGUGAAAAAGAACCCAGCCUUCAAUAAGGGUAGCGGAAUCGUCACUAACGGGUCUUUCAGCAGCAGUAAUGCAGAAGGUCUUGAGAAAGCACAAACCACUCCGAAUGGGAGCUUACAGGCCAGAAGGAGCUCUUCGCUGAAAGGAUCUGGUACCAAAAUGGGCACCCACAGUGUCCAGAAUGGGACAGUGCGCAUGGGUAUUUUGAACACUGACACGCUUGGAAACCCCGUGAAUGGUCGUACCAUGAGCUGGCUACCCAAUGGCUAUGUCACCUUGCGGGAGACUAAGCAGAAAGAGCAAGGUGGGGAGUCGGGCCAGCACCAUAGGCUGUCCACGUACGAUAACGUCCACCAGCAAUUCUCCAUGGUGAACCUGGAUGACAAACAGAGUGUGGACAGCGCCACCUGGUCCACCUCCUCCUGUGAAAUCUCCCUCCCUGAGAAUUCCAACUCCUGUCGCUCCUCCACCACCACCUGCCCUGAGCAAGACUUUUAUGGGGGGAAUUUCGAGGAUCCUGUGUUAGAUGGGCCUCCCCAGGACGACCUUUCUCACCCCGGGGACUAUGAAAACAAAAGUGACCAUAGGAGUGUUGGAGGUCGAAGUAGUCGUGCCACCAGCAGCAGUGACAACAGUGAGACAUUUGUGGCUAACAACACGAGCAAUCACAGUGCAUUGCACAGUUUAGUUUCCAGCCUGAAACAAGAAAUGACCAAACAGAAGAUAGAGUAUGAGUCCAGGAUAAAGAGCUUAGAACAGCGCAAUUUGACUUUGGAAACAGAAAUGAUGAGCCUGCAUGAUGAACUGGAUCAAGAAAGGAAAAAGUUCACGAUGAUAGAAAUCAAAAUGCGAAAUGCUGAGCGAGCAAAAGAAGAUGCUGAGAAAAGGAAUGACAUGCUCCAGAAGGAAAUGGAGCAGUUUUUUUCCACAUUUGGAGAGCUGACAGUGGAACCUAGGAGAACCGAGAGAGGAAACACGAUAUGGAUCCAGUGAGCCUGCUUUCUCUGCCGUCCCUGACAGCUCUAAGAAGGCCUCUAGGGAUUUUGAUGGGCACCCACUUGGGACCAGGUGGCUGGUCACCUGGCUGUACAGAGUGCUAAUUGGUCAAGGAGUAUCAUUUAUAGACAUUAUCCAUACCUGCAGUGUGUACCAAAGUUAUUUCAUCCCCCCCAUAAUGCUACUGUCAAGUGUUACAACUGGAUAUGUGUAUAUAGAGUAGUUUUGAAAAAGUAAACUAAAAGUAAGAAGCAUAUCUCAAGAAUUAUUUUAUUGCAAGUCUUGUAUUUAAAUGUUAAAUCGAUAUGUUGUUGCAAUUCAGCUUGCUUUCAAGCUUCACCCUUGAACUUAACAUAAGCUAUUUUUGGCAUUGUGUUAUCAUCCGCUUAUUUUAUAGAUCAAUAUUUUUUAUUUCCCCUUUUUGCUGAGGAAAUGAAGAGAAGAAAAAAAUAUAAAGAUAUAUAUAUAUAAAGAUAUAUAUAAAUGAGCUAUUAAAAUCAAAAGAAUACUCUGUGGCUGUGCUGUUUGUGCCAAUAGACCUUACGAUGACCAAAAAGAGAAAUGUAAAUGUUUUAUAAAAUAGAGCAGAAUCACCAGUAUCUGUGUUAACUUACUAGUCUUUAAGUUCUUCCUUGGCCACUUCUCAGUUUUGCUUUGUGAGAGGAUUUGAUAUAGGAAUGUUGAGUCUGUGUAAGAAAGUUUUCUUCUCAAGCCUAUGUCUACCUUGCCAAAUCUCCAGAUGGGUUGUCUCCCCAGCAGGAUGCAUCAUAUAUGGGUGAAAGUGAUAAAGGGGAUUGAACCAGCUAUGCCUUGAAUUUCUCUGUCCUUGUGAAUGACUCUCUGUGUUGACUGUUACUGGUGGUAUUCUUUCCACUGUGUGUAAGUUGGCAAAGAAUACUUGCUAAAUGGCCACCUCUUUGCUCAUUGAGACCGCUCAUUGAGACCACCCCAACAAUGGGACUUUAAAUGUCAGCAGUGCAAUGGUACAUUGUGCCCCUCUAGUGAAUCCCAUAUACUAUGUCACAUAAUGUGGCAGCUGUAAUCUUGGAUUUUCUCUGCACCACAGCUAGCAAAGUUAAAUUGCAGCCAGAUGAUGGAAAGGGACCAAGAAGAAUAGGAGCAAAGCUUGGAAUAAGCAACCCAUUUUACUUCUAAUUUUGAUAUCAUCAUGUUCUGUGUUGCAAACAUACUCAGAAGAAUUUCAGACAUGAAUGUGUGAAGAUAUUUGACAAAUAUGUGAACGUUAAUAACAUUAGCUUACUAGAAAGUCUAGGUUCUCUAGAGCUAUUGUUUCAGGGAAGCUACUUUUUACAUGUUAAUAAGGCAGUAAUUUUGAGGAGCCAGGCCAGAAAUUCUCACACUAGAACAAAGUCACAAGAGACAGAAUCAGAAAUUGACUACUUGUGUUUAUGGGAUCUGUGCUUUUGAAGAUGGUAUGUUUGUGCUUGUUUACUUAUUUUCAAGGCUAGUCUUUAUGGCACUCACUGAUCACUGUCAUGUUUUUGAUUUUUUCUCCCUGAAGAGCAAUCUUAUGUGAUCUCUUGCUUUCAACUAGUAGCAAUAACUUGUUUAUUUACAGUUCCUUUUUAUCUUUCUUUUCAGUUACAUAACCAGAUACUUGUAGCUGAAUAUUCUAAAGAAAACUUAAACUUAAAAUGGGUUGAGUCAAUCUUAAUAACUCUUCCUCUUUAUUUUUAUAUCUUUUUCCUAUUUUGACCUUAGCUAAUAAUUUUUUAAAAACCUUCUAACUCAUCUAAUAAGCUAUAUGAUGAAUAACUCAGUUCAGAUACCUGUGCUCACAUUCUCUAUAGUUUGCCAGCUAUUAUUGAACCUUCCACACACAUUAUUUCCCUAUGUGAACUUGUAAUAAUAAAAAUUUUACACACAGUCUUUCUCAUGAGAUGGCUAGGAUUCGGCUGGGCCUAGCUAGUAUACAGGAAGGACUCUAAAAAUGUCAACGUGUUCUUACUUUUCUGUUUUCUCACUCAGUAGGUUGAUCUAUUCCAUCCAUCUUCACAUUUUUAAUCUGCUUUUUUUCAUCAGUUUUUUUCCUAAUUAAAAAAUUCUACUGAGAAACUUCUGUGCUGGUAUCUUCUCUCCGUUUUUCACUGUCUAUUGGCUUCUUUUCCUAAAUCACGCAUCUGGCUAUGUGUUGUCCCAGGACAGUCUUGCACUUUGCGUAAAAGGCUCCGACCUCUGCUUUCACUCUUAUCUCCUGCCACUUCCUAUGAUACCUGCUUGGCUUCUUUUCUGCUUAGUUCUAUCUGGAAUGUUCUAUCUCUUUUAUUUAAAAAGAUUUUAUUAAAUUUUUUUAUUUAAAAAAUAAAAAAUGUUUUAUCUUUGUUAGUUUAUAUUCAUUGUA